Molecule: messenger RNA, 1074 nt
Organism: Ixodes scapularis (black-legged tick)
Lineage: Eukaryota; Metazoa; Arthropoda; Arachnida; Ixodida; Ixodidae
Exons: 1
Coding region: 1-1074 (357 amino acids)
Biological process (GO): DNA replication, removal of RNA primer
Molecular function (GO): RNA-DNA hybrid ribonuclease activity; nucleic acid binding
Source: RefSeq, a predicted model, not a curated record
AUGAAGAUUGCGCAGAGAACAGAGUCAGGACUUGGACGCGCGCUCUGUCAACUUGGAGACAUCGCGGGAACCGCUGCGGCCCUGGCCGACCUCCCACCACUGCAAGAACGUCCACAACCCAUGGACGUCGAUCUACACAUCCCCGGGUUGAGAUCAAGAAGGACGGCAACAACAGUGACCCUCCGAACCCUUGCGCUGUCCCACAUCGAGGACCAGUACCACGGCUGGGCUCAAGUGUUCACGGACGGCUCAGUACGUCCCACAGACGGGUCGUCAACAGCCGCGGCGGCCUUCGAGGCGGCUGGCGUUGGGCUAAGCGUGCGCCUUACACACCAUGCAACCAGCACCACCACAGAACUAGCAGCGAUCCUGCUCGCCCUCGAGGCCGUCCAGAAAGGCAGCUCCAGGGGCGGCAAGUGGGUAAUCUUGUGCGACUCACAAGCCGCGCUCUCCAUGCUAGAUAACUUGGAGAGGGCACCACCACUGGCGCGAAGAAUCGCAGCAGAAGCGAUGGCAUUGGAGCAACUCGGACACCAGUUCAGGUUUCAGUGGCUGCCAAGCCACUGUGGCAUCAAGGGAAACGAGAUCGCCGACCAGAUGGCAAACUUCGCCCAUGAUGAGCCCUCUACUCCCACAUCCAAGGUGCCCCCGUCCGCGGACGCCAAGCUCCUUGUGGCGAGGGAGAUCGCAAGUCAGCAUCCAGACGCAAGGAUGGCACAAGGCGACCACCCGGCCCGGCUCCCAGCACGCAUGAACCGGGCAACGGCGGCUGUCUUCCACCGACUUCGGACGGGCAGCGCCCUCACCCCCGCAUGGAUCAACAGGAUGAGACCCUCUAGGAGUCCAGACUGUAACACCUGUGGGACUCGCGCAGAUGACGUCCACCUCAUCCUACAAUGCACCCUCUACGACACUGAGAGAAGGGCACUCCAGGAAGAGUACAGAAAACUCAACCUACCCUACAGCUCUCUGGAGGAGAUCACCAGACCUCGAGGCACAAACUGCACCAAAAAGAAGGCGCUGAAGGCACUGGAGAACUACCUGGACGAGACAGGAUUAAUCUCCCUCCUCUGA